CCAAAUAUGUUGUCGAAUCAAGAUCUCAGUCUGAGUUUAAUCGUUAUCCUGGCCGUAACUACGGUUGGUCAGGCCGCGCCUUCCAUAUCAAGGGUGGUCAAUGGUACGGACUCCAGUGUGCUGAAAUAUCCUUUCGUGGUAUCCCUAAGGAGCUACGAUGGCUCGCAUUCCUGCGGUGGUUCUAUUAUUUCAAAACAUUUUGUGAUGACCGCUGCUCAUUGCACCAAUGGUCGACCUGCGGAUACCCUAUCAAUUCAGUUUGGAGUGACCAAUAUUAGUGCCAUGGGUCCGAAUGUGGUGGGCAUAAAGAAGAUAAUCCAGCACGAAGACUUUGAUCCCACUCGCCAAAAUGCAAAUGACAUCUCGCUGCUGAUGGUGGAGGAACCUUUUGAGUUCGAUGGCGUCUCUGUGGCCCCGGUGGAACUGCCAGCUCUGGCUUUUGCUGUGCCUCAAUCGGAUGCUGGAGUCGAAGGAGUGCUCAUCGGUUGGGGUCUCAAUGAUACUUAUGGAAGUGUGCAGGACACCCUACAGGAGGUUUCCCUGAAGAUUUACUCGGAUGAAGAGUGCACCAGCCGGCACAAUGGCCAAACGGAUCCCAAAUAUCACAUAUGCGGAGGAGUAGACGAAGGAGGAAAGGGACAGUGCAGUGGAGAUUCGGGCGGACCCCUCAUCUACAAUGGCCAGCAAGUGGGCAUCGUGUCGUGGAGCAUUAAGCCCUGCACCGUGGCUCCCUAUCCGGGUGUCUACUGUAAGGUUAGCCAGUACGUUGACUGGAUCAAAAGCAACCAAAUCAUAUCGGCUUAGUCACAAAGUAUAUUGUUCAAUAAAUUGAAAAUUAAAGCACUUAAUAAAUAAUC
Messenger RNA from Drosophila melanogaster (fruit fly), 857 nucleotides. RefSeq lists its product as uncharacterized. The transcript is spliced from 3 exons. The coding region runs from base 7 to 804 and encodes 265 amino acids. Gene Ontology annotation, biological process: proteolysis; protein processing. The record is from RefSeq and is marked reviewed. Gene Ontology annotation, molecular function: peptidase activity; hydrolase activity; endopeptidase activity. Lineage: Eukaryota; Metazoa; Arthropoda; Insecta; Diptera; Drosophilidae. Gene Ontology annotation, cellular component: extracellular region.